This is a messenger RNA of Scatophagus argus, 3731 nucleotides long. RefSeq names its product lysyl oxidase homolog 4-like. The coding region runs from base 62 to 2794 and encodes 910 amino acids. NCBI's taxonomy places the organism in Eukaryota, Metazoa, Chordata, Actinopteri, Scatophagidae. Gene Ontology annotation, molecular function: protein-lysine 6-oxidase activity; copper ion binding. The transcript is spliced from 15 exons. Gene Ontology annotation, cellular component: membrane. Gene Ontology annotation, biological process: peptidyl-lysine oxidation. The record is from RefSeq and is a predicted model, not a curated record.
GACUAAAGUCACUGCCUUCUUUCCCUCCAGUGCUCGCUCCCCUCUUUCUCCUGGUGACUCCAUGCUGAGAUCAACAGAUAGGAUGCUGUGUCUCAGCUCCCUGUCCACCCUCCUCCUGCUGCUUCUCCUCUUCCCCCCUCCGCUGUCUGCCCAGGAGGUGCUUGUACGUCUAGCAGGCGUGAACCGGCGCAAUGCAAAUGAGGGACGUGUGGAGGUGUUCUACAAUAACGCAUGGGGCACAGUGUGUGAUGACGAGGUAGAUCUUAACCUGGCCAAUGUGGUGUGCCGACAGCUGGGCUUCCAACGGGGUUUUACCUGGGCGCACAGUGCCAGGUUUGGCGAGGGCCAAGGUUUGAUCUGGUUGGAUAACGUGCGCUGCACAGGCACAGAGGCCUCGAUCGCAGACUGUCCCUCCAAUGGUUGGGGAGUCAGUGACUGCACCCAUGCUGAGGACCUUGGGGUUAUUUGCAGCCCAGAAAGGAGACCUGGCUUCCCAUCUGUCUUGGAGGAGUCUCCAUCGUCCUCCAGGCACCAGCCAAGACAGAGAAACCCACCACAAUCUCCUCCAGCCCCAGCUGGCAUCUCCUCUUCUUCUUCAAGAGGCCACGAGAUUGCCCUCCAUCGCAACCCAAUGGCUUCCCGUCGUAGCAACAUCUCACCUCAGGAAAACGGCCACGAGAUCCAGAUCUUACGACGGAAUCGAGGUGGCUCCAGACCAGGUUCACAGGUUAGCUCAGCCCUGCCGCAAGGGCACCAGCUACCUCCACGUCUGGCAAACGGCGCAUCUUACAGGCACAGACAGGAGACCGCGAGGACCAGUCCACAAGCAGUGAGGCGAGAUGCAGGGGGACAGAUAGACAGGCAGUCCCAGACUUAUCCUGAACCUCAGCCAGAACGCAGGAGCGAUAGGAAUCAGCAUCUGAGUGGGAACCAUGUCGAGCCAGAGCCUUCUUAUCCAGACAUGGGACUGGAGACUGAUGUGUACCACACACAGGGAUCAGUUCACUUGGAGGAGGUUCGUCUACGGCCCGUCCUGUCCGGCAACCACGGUGGACUUGUGACAGAAGGAGUGCUCGAAGUGAAGCAUGCUGGGAGGUGGCGUCACGUGUGUAGCCGUGGCUGGGACAUCAGCAGCAGCCAUGUCGUUUGUGGCAUGUUAGGAUUCCCAGCUGCAGAAGCAUUUGACCAGAACGCCUACAGAAAAGUGUGGGAUUCCAAGAUAGCUGAUCCAUCCUCCAGAUUGAGGACACAGAUCAGUAAGAAGGGCUACUGGGUGGAGAAGGUGCAGUGCAAGGGUGUGGAGGUCUCUCUGGCGCAGUGCCGUGCACAGCUGUCAAACCCCAGGAGUGAUGUCCCAUGCAGUGGUGGCAUGCACGCUGUGGUCCGCUGUGUCCCUGGAUCACAGUUCACACGCCACGGUAGAGCACCUGCACCACCUGCUGUGCCGCCGGUCGUGCGUCUGAAGGCGGGGUCCCGACUCGGGGAGGGCCGUGUUGAGGUGCUCAGGGAGGGAAAGUGGGGUACCGUGUGUGACCACCUGUGGGACAUCAAUGCAGCCAGCGUGGUCUGCAGAGAGCUGGGCUUUGGGACAGCCAAAGAGGCCCUCACCAAGGCUCAGCUGGGACAGGGUACUGGUCCCAUCCACAUGAACAGUGUGCAGUGUACAGGCAGGGAGAAGUCGAUCACAGAGUGUCACUACAGACAAGUGCCGCUUUACUCCUGCAAACACAACCAGGAUGUAGCUGUCCGCUGCAACGUCCCCAACACUGGUCUGGAGACCACGGUGCGUCUGGCGGGAGGCAGAGAGCCAUCGGAAGGCCGUGUGGAGGUGCUGAUGGAAGUUGGAGGGGUGAAGCGUUGGGGCUCCAUCUGCAGUGAGAACUGGGGCAUCAACGAGGCCAUGGUGGUCUGUCGACAGCUGGGCUUGGGCUUCGCCUCAAGAGCUCAUCAGGAGACCUGGUACUGGCCCGGUUCUUCAGAUGCUGCUCAGGUGGUUCUGAGUGGAACUCACUGCAUCGGCACUGAGAUGUCCAUCCAACAGUGUCGCAGAAACUCUAACGUCUACUGUCCCAGAGGAGGAGAUGGUAGAGCUGCAGGAGUCACAUGUGUAGAAACUGCUCCUGACCUUGUAGUGGAUGCCCAACUCGUCCAAGAGACGGCCUACCUGGAAGACCGACCCCUUCACCUGCUGACCUGUGCUAAUGAGGAGAACUGCCUGUCUUCCUCGGCUGCCAGGAUGAACUGGCCCUAUGGACACCGUCGCCUGCUGCGCUUCUCCUCCCGUAUCAUGAACCUGGGUCGGGCCGACUUCCGUCCCCGAGCCACCAGGGAAAGCUGGACGUGGCACCAGUGUCACAGACACUACCACAGCAUUGAGGUGUUCACCCACUAUGAUCUGCUGACGUUCAAUGGGACCAAAGUGGCUGAAGGUCACAAAGCCAGCUUUUGCCUGGAGGACACCUACUGCCCUGACGGUAUCCAUAAGCGGUAUGCCUGCUAUAACAUGGGACAGCAGGGUAUCUCAGUUGGCUGCUGGGACACCUAUCGCCACGAUAUUGACUGCCAGUGGAUCGACAUAACAGACAUCCGGCCUGGUGAAUACGUCUUCCAGGUAGAAGUCAACCCUUCCUUAGACAUGGCUGAGUCUGAUUUCCAGAACAAUGUGAUGCGCUGUCGGUGCAAGUAUGAUGGAGCACGAGUUUACCUGCAUGGAUGCCAUGCAGGUGAUGCUUACAGUGCCGAGGUGGAGGACUUGUUUGACCACCACCGUCAGAUCUCCAGCAACUUCCUGUGAAUUAAAGAACACACAGAUUUAAGGACAGAACAACCGUACAACUCAUCACCACACCUCGACGUGUCAGGGGAAGGAGGUUGAAUGACAAUGACAUGCCAGCAAAUACAAAGAUGAGGGUCAGAGGGUGGGAAACUGGAAUGAUAUGGGAGGUACUUAAGGCAAAAAUGAUUAAUUAGGAUCAUGUGAUUCUUAUCAGGAGUGAUUGUUCCUGUUAGAGAGUCAAAAGAUUAAAGGACCAGUGUAGAAAGACAAAAGACAAAAAAAAAAAUAAAAGCAGUAAUAAAGGAGGCCAUCUAAGCAACAUGUCAACAUUAUUAAAAUGAAGAGUAGGUUAGUUCAAUUUUCAAAAUGUAUUGAUUUUCGUAACAAAUGUAAUUAUCUUGAUCAAAACAUAACCACACUUCAGAAAGUAAUGACAUGAAGGCACAACGCACAGAACAACACAUCCUUUCCUUUUACAGUACAUCACCCAGGCUGUCAUCCAUUUAAUAUCAACCCAGGUAACAGAUUGUGUACAAAACUCUGUAAGUACUUCCUGUGCUUUCACUGUUCACAUUACAAAUGCAGUAUUUCUUGUUCCAACUGUGUGGUUUUUGGUUUUGGAGAAUUUUUUAUUUCAUGGUGCUAUUUUGCCUUAUUUGAAUAAAUAUUGUAAUGUAUUGCAAAUGUAUUGUCAUGUACAGUUUUAUAUUACCUCUCUGGAAUAUUGUUCUUUAGGUCACUAAUUUAUGCAGAAUUUUAAUGUACUUUUGAAACGUCUCCCUGUGUGGCUGUGUUUUGUAUUGUUAAUUUUAUUAUGAAAAAUAUUUUCACUUGUUUGUUCUUUAUCUGUAACAUCGGUAACGUCAGAUGAGAUCUGGUUGUACCACAGUGUUGCGCCUUUAACAGUACUUGGUAAUGGUAGUUAAAGAAUAAACAUCAGAUUGACAAAACUGUA